Prorocentrum cordatum is the source of this 855-nucleotide messenger RNA. The record is from the annotation of a GenBank genome assembly. NCBI's taxonomy places the organism in Eukaryota, Dinophyceae, Prorocentrales, Prorocentraceae.
AUGUCUGCUCGGCGCUGCCCUUGGAGGAGGGCCGCCGUGGGCGCGAGCUGUGUCUUUUGCAAACCCUUCGGCGGCUGGGGGCUGGAGCGGGCUCACGCGGAGGAAACGAUCUGCGAGCUGGUGACCGCCGCGGGUGCGUGCGUGCCCGGCGCCGACGAGCCCAGCCUCGUCGUCUCGCUCCUGCAGGCGGGCGACAAGUUCAAGGCCCGGCAGACCGUGCCCACAGGCUUCUUCGAGGACGCGCCCGCCCAGGCCACCCAGGCGGCCAAGGACAUUGCAACUGCCCAGGCGCAGGCGCCCUUUGACGUCGGCAACAAUGCCGUCCCCUUGAACCAGUACGAGGCCUGGGCGAAACCGGCGUCGCUGGCGCAGCAGCCCCAGUCGCUGGUGCAGCAGCUGGCGCCGGCUGCACAGGUGCAGGGUGCAUACACCGCCGCGUCGGUUUACGGGCCCGCGGCGUCCUACGGGAAGCCCGCCACGGCACUGACGCCGCAGCGGGAUAUUCAGCAGCAGCUGGAGCGCCAGGCUAAGCUCGCGCAGGAGGACGAGCGGCGGGAGCGCGAGUUGCAGCAGCAGCAGCAGCAGCGGCAACAGCAGCUCGAGCUGCAGCGGCAGCAACGCGAGCAACUGGAACAGCAGCAACGGCAGCAACGUGAGCAGCAGGAACGGCAGCAGCUAGCCGCUGAUGAUCAAAGAACGAUGGUCCAGGCGCAGCAGCAGCAACAGCAGCAACAGCAACAACAGCAGAUGCAGCAGCAGCUACAGCAACAGCAGCAACAGCAGCAGCUGCAGCACAACAGCAGAUGGAGCAGCUGCAGCAGCAGCUACAGCAGCCGCAGCAGCUGCAACAAAUGA